AUGAGGCGAGAGCGACGUUUUUCGAGGUACUUCGACGAGGAGUCGAGGUGGCGACGUUCGGGAAAGAUCUGUGUCGCGCGUAUUGAGUGCAGGAAGUCCACCGAGUUCGGCGCAUCAUUGCAAACAUUGGUUCGCCCAUUCCUCCACUUUACUCCUGAUACUGCGCAAGGCCUUACGACAGUCGGCGUGGCACCAGCGAUCCAGGUUAACACCGCCGACAACUCGGACGAAUCUGCCGCGGUAAUCGCACACAGGAUCCAUGAACUUCCCGUAUCACAUAUUUCGUCACUCAUUUCCAAGCAAUUAUUGUUCGCGUUUUAUUCCUAG
Sparassis crispa is the source of this 327-nucleotide messenger RNA. RefSeq lists its product as hypothetical. The record is from RefSeq and is a predicted model, not a curated record. NCBI's taxonomy places the organism in Eukaryota, Fungi, Basidiomycota, Agaricomycetes, Polyporales, Sparassidaceae. The coding region runs from base 1 to 327 and encodes 108 amino acids. The transcript has 2 exons.